CAACAACGCUUGUGUACGAAAACACGAGUAUACUCGUGGUCAACAAUGUGUUAACGUAAAUUGGUCGAGAUAUAACUAAGUUGCCCGACCUUACGAGCAUCUUAUCGGUGGAAUUCCCGAAGAACGCGCCGAGCGCGCAAAACGCUCUGCGCAGCACGUGUACACGGCCGCUUCGAUUGUGUGCGUGGAAACUGCCGACAAGAAUGGCAGAUGAUAAACAUUGUAACACUGCUCCGGUACGUCGGCCAGAGCCAAUCAGUCUGAGUUAGUUGACACUCGCAGAAUCGUCGAACGUAAUCGCGCGUGACAUCAGCAAUAGCACGUUGUAACAAAAGCACGUAAUUUCUGUGUAGCGAGGCCGCCUGCGGCUGUUUUUUCUGCCUGCUCGCCUGCAUCGCAAGGAAAGGACCUUGUACAGGAUCGCUUCGCUGCUCUUUUUCUUCGUCGCCGUCACGAUUCCGUUGACACGGACAACACGUCGCACACAGUGCGAGAGUAAGCAGUGCUAAGUCCAAAAGCAUCUCCAGUUUCUCUCAAUGGAUGAAGCACAAUAUAUAAACCAAAUAUAUACAGUCAUGGAACAGUGCAAUGAUCCUGUUCCUACGGCCACUAUAGCGAUGAACGGCAAACAUGUUCAACAGUAUGUUCAGAUUUUAGAGCAGCCUACCAGUAAGUUUCGAUUUCGCUAUGAGUCUGAAGGCCCAGCUGGUAGCAUUCCUGGAGUCAACUAUACAUCAAGAAACAAAAUCUAUCCUAGUAUACGAAUUGUGGGCUGUAAAGGAUGUGCUAUGGUGCUUGUGUCCUGUGUGACAAAGGAUGCACCAUACAGACCUCACCCUCACAAUCUUAUCAACAAGAAAGUAUGCCAGCAGGGUGUUUGUACAGUAGAAGUUCCGGCAGGUAACAUGGUUGUGACUUUCUCGAAUCUAAGCAUUCAAUGUGUAACAAGAAUGGGCAUCAAAAAUGCUCUCAAAGAGCGUCAGGAAUUACGAGUGGACCCGUUUGGAACUGGCUUCAAACAUCCUAAUAAUAUAGAUCUCAGUGUGGUGAGAUUAUGUUUCCAAGUAUUCUUGGAAGGCUCGCAGAAAGGAAAAUUUAACAAACCAUUACAGCCUAUUGUGUCUGAUCCUAUUUAUAAUUCAAGGACCGUAAUGCCAGAUCUUGUAAUUUGUAAACUGAGUCAUUGUAGCGCAUCGGUUGCUGGUGGGCUGGAUAUGGUUUUACUUUGUGAUAAAGUUGUCAAGGAAGAUAUAAAAGUGAUAUUUUUCGAGAAGAGGGACGAAAAAUUGAUUUGGAAAGGAUUCGGUAAUGUCCAGUAUGUACAUAGACAAGUGGCUAUUGCAUUCAAAACACCAAAAUAUCACUCACGGGAAGUGGUAAUACGUCCGGUGCAGAUAUACAUCCAGCUGCAAAGGCCAUCGGAUAAUGCUACGAGCGAACCGCGACCGUUUCAGAUGUUACCUCUCGGUUCAGAUCAGUCUUUCUUCGAAGCCUAUUCACCCGACCGAUUAUUGCCAAUCGGCGGCCCCAGUACAAGUGCAGAGAGUUCUUUUCUAAGAUUAGAGAACUCAGAAUUCGGCCUGCAAACACUAAGACCUCGAGCAUCUCCAGAACGAACACCGUCUCCUAUGGACGUCGACUGGAGCAACUUCUGCACAUUAUCUCCCAUCCAGCAGCAGCAUCAAUCAAUUAUUCAUCCAAUGAUGCCGCAGCCAAACACACCGGCAACAACGCACCUGCAAUCAAUUGAAUACGUAUCAGAUCAGUCGCACCAGCUGGAACGAAACUUGACCAGAGUGACGCCGGAAAAUCGGGCAGUGGAGCUGGGAAACAUUUUUGGCUCUGCCGAAAUCUCGGACAUUUUAGACGAUUUCGAUGUGAAUGUUAAUUCAGCCGAUCUCACAGAUUUCGAAGCAAACCUGUCCGCAAAUCUCUCCGGAUUAUCCAUAUCUAUCUCUGUAUAAGUGAGCACACAAGUAUUUUACUUUAUAAAUUAUAUAUACGAUAGUGCACAAAUGUCGUUUAUGCAGCUGUGAAUUUUUAUAUUACAGUAAAGAUUAAUUUUUGCUGACUUUAACCCGAAGCGAGCAGUGAGCAAAGAGAGAAACAACAUGAUUGAGCGCAUCAGAAGGAUAAGCUAAGAGAUUCUUCGAACACUCAAACUUAAUCGAGAGAAUUACAACUGAAGACUCGAUUGAAUGACUUAUCUGUUACUGGCUAAUACUGGAUCAUAAAGAAGCUGCAGCCGGGAAGCUCAGAGUGUAGCUUCUUUAUCAAUACAUCACACGUGCUUUCUUCACCGCCUUCAGGAAUCAACUGCGCUAUUUCUCACAAAGAAUAAAUUCAGAGAAUAUUCCAAGUUUAAAUAAGAGCGUAUAAGAAAAAACGUACAUUUGCUUCGGCGCUCACUAUUUUAUAUCUCAUUUCAACGUAUUAAAUCCAUUUAUGCCUACUUUUUAUUUCAAAGAUGCAUAAACGAUAAUGGGCACAAAAAAGAGAAUCUUGUUGCUUGUGAUGUGAAACAGGAUUUAUCUAAUCAGACACAUGCAUAUUGCGGCCUUAUUAUCUACGCAAGAUGAAUUAUUCAAUGUGAAACUGAUAUUAGUGCGAGUUACAAUAUUUAUUUGUCGGCGUUACAGAUCGAGGCGUUGUCGUUUGAGAUAAAUUAUUGAGAUAACCGACUGUGAUCAAAGUUCAUGUUUUUAGCUUAUGUUUUUCGUGCGUAUGAUAUACUCUUUACGAGGAAUUGCAUUCCGCAAUAAUAAUCGUCGGUGAUUGUGUUCGAGUGUACUCUUUGUGAAGCGCGCGUUUGCAGGCUAACUGUAAAUCGUUAGAUUAAUGUAUAUGUAUGCAAUUUCUCACGUUUUUACGCAUGUAUCGUUACUUCACUUUUAUGCACCGUUAUGUUUUUAUAAAAUUAUACGUCUAUAUAUAACUAUACAUUUAUAAUAUGAAUAUUAUAUCUAUAAAUAACAGUAAGCGUGCAUUAAGAAGAUAGUGAAAUCAACACAAUGAAGAGUUUUAAUGAACGCUCCGGCCAGACGUUUCUUUUUACAUUUUGCAAGAGCUUCGUUUGAAGAUGAUAUUUACAGUUAGAGGGAAACAUGCAACUUCCUACUCUAUCGAACAAUUUUAUUAAUUUAAGUAAUAUAUACGCUAUAUGUUGUAGUCAUAGUACGACACUGUAAUGUAAAAUGUAUUUUUAUAAUUACCCCAGGUAAUUUAUUAUCGUAGUGUGAUGGAUAUAUUACAAAGAACAAUAUCUUACACCUAAGAACUGUACCUUAUAAUCUGCCAUAUGUGUAAAUAAAGUUGUUACAAAUACACAAGCGGUGUUUUGGCUUCAACAGUCUCACAUUUCGUAUAAAUCUUGCCACUUUAUUGUUGCUUUUAUACAGUAAUGUCAUGCGUAAAAAUAUCUUUGAUGUAAAUCAUCGUCACAGACAUCGUGUGGGAAUUAUAUGCGCAGUGAUGAAUUAAGAAGAUAGUAAAAUGAUACAUACGUGCAUUGUGUGAUCCUUACUGCGUCGAAUCGUUUUACGAUCACUUAAUAUGCUGUUUAAGAUACAACAAAAAGUGCAUAUUUACAGUUACAGCUGUAUAUUUACAUAACGUCGAUCGAUAAGCAGCGGUACUCCUCUUAUACUCUUAGCAUGAAAAAGUCGGCAGUGAACGCUCGGAUUAUCUCGUGUAAAAAUGUUGGCAUUUACAUAUACAUAUAUCCAGCUUUCGUAUAAUAUAUUACUUUACAAUCAUUCUCUCAGUGCAUAUACACCGUCCGCGUAUUGCACAAAUGUAUUCGCAUCGGGAUGACAAUACAUUAUGCAAGCAUACUGAUGUAACGUAUGAGCGGGGAGAGAAACAUUUCGCUUCACAAGACAAUGUGAAGAAUAAAAAAACAUCUUCAUGUUGUUUUCCAAAAUGUAUUUACUUAAAAAUACAAUGAAAGUUUUCUUUAGUUUUUUUUUUUUUUUUCUGAUGGAAUGGGCAGAAAUAUAUAGUCUGUGGUGUGUCGGUUACUGUUACGUUGAAAGAGAUGAUGCGAUGGUAUCCUGUACAAAAGUAGCUUGAACAAGGACUUAUGAACACACAAACCAAAUUCUUAGCCUAGGGUCUUCCUUUUAUGUUUAAUCGUGUGUGUGUAUGUGUGUGUGUGUGUAUGUAGAUGUGUGUCCGGUUCGUGUACGUGAGACAAGUGUCAUUACCAGAUUUCCUUCUUUUUUUUUUAUAUUUUUUUUAAUGUCUUAAACUUCUUUUAUGCUUACCUAACGAACGUAGGGAUGUAACGGUACGUGGGCGAUUCAGCCUGAUUGAUUGUAAGACCCGUUAGCACCAGUUAAGCGAAUUUUCCGAAUCGCGUCAAGUACUCGGGCGCGCGAAGUAGAGUACCGGGGGGGCGGUAGCUCUGCCGCAGGCUUGGCGCAAGUACAAAACGCAAGUGUCUUUUCACGAAUGUGUGUGUUGCCAACGGGGCUUGGCAAUUUGUAUUUCAAUAAAAUUAAAUGGACCUAUGCUUAUAAUAUGUAUAGUAUAUAAGUAUACUAUGAAACGCUAAAAGUACUGAUUUUGCUCAGGCACCUGUACUUUAAGAUAGUCCUUUGCCAAUUUGCCAAUCGUCAAGUUACUAUCUUGAAGCGGACACGUGUAAAAUACAGCAGCGGAUUGCGUAUAAAACCGUAGAUUAACAGAGACUGCCGGAGAUGGCUAUGAUCUUGCUACGCAUCACAUUGACAGGUCGAUCGGCUGUUGGACGCGUUACAUGUACACUAGUAAGAAGUAUUUCAAAUCUUUGUGUUUUAUAUAUUUUUUUUUCUCCCAUUCUCUGCACCGCCGAGUCGUCCGACGGCAAGGAGAUCUUUUGUAAGUAUCAAACGUUAUACGGGUCCAACCUCCAUCUCCUUGGUUUCCAUAUUAGCGGGAUUUUUUAGUCCGUGGGUAGAGCAGCUUUUACACUGCCGUCUCCUCGUGUUUUUUUUUUUUUUUUUUUUUAUAUAGAUGUUAAAACCCAUCACACUACUUACGAGAACGAAUUCAUUUUCUCUGAUCUAACUGCGUUUUAUUUAACUAUCUCAUUCGAAAAUAUUUGUACAUUAAAACGUGGGACAUCUUCUCGCAUUCAAAUUAUCGUUAUCUUUAUUUAAUUAUUAUGCUGCUAUGGUACAAUGGUAUAACCGCAAUGUCUCUUCACCCUUUUAUCUAACAGUCUCCCGAAAAUAAGUAGCGAUAUGGACAUGCCAAUCGCAAUGAUUCACAGACUCCAACACAAAGAGCCAAAUUUCCUAAUUUAAUCGUUCAAGUGUUCAGUGACACGUCAUCGUUAUAGAAAAUUAACGUCAACAUUAUAGAAAAUUAUUAAAAAUUCUCAGAUGCUUUGAUAAAUCUGAUGAAUGCAUGAUAAUUAAUAUUCCAAUUAUUAAACAUAUAUACCGUAGAUGUAUAUAUGAAAAAGAAAAAAAAAAUGUACAUUAUAGGAAAAACCUACAAUAAAUAAAUAUUGCCCCGAUUCAUUUUGCGACAGUCGAUGAAUCAUUGCUAUGAGUCCACAAUGAAGUGAAGAUAAA
This is a messenger RNA of Linepithema humile (Argentine ant), 5561 nucleotides long. Lineage: Eukaryota; Metazoa; Arthropoda; Insecta; Hymenoptera; Formicidae. The record is from RefSeq and is a predicted model, not a curated record.